Messenger RNA from Anopheles aquasalis, 1137 nucleotides. RefSeq names its product alpha-tocopherol transfer protein-like. The record is from RefSeq and is a predicted model, not a curated record. Gene Ontology annotation, molecular function: phosphatidylinositol bisphosphate binding. Gene Ontology annotation, cellular component: membrane. NCBI's taxonomy places the organism in Eukaryota, Metazoa, Arthropoda, Insecta, Diptera, Culicidae.
AUGGCACUGAAGUUGGACGAAUUACGUACGCCAUGCAUAGAUUUCGGAAAGGGCAUUGAACUGUCGUUCGAUCUGGAGGAAUAUACGGACGAACCGGCUAAGAAAAAGGCGGCGGAGGAGUUACGCGAAACACCGGAGGUUGUUUUGGCGUCCGUCAAACAGCUUCGCGAACUGAUUCGUGCCGAGAAAGAGUUACUGGUGCCAGUGGAUGAGGAUGCCUUUCUGCAGCGAUUUUUGCGCCCUAAAAAGUAUUAUGCGGACAGUGCAUUUGAGAUGAUGAAGGCAUAUUACAAGUUGAAACAGAAGGAGGAUUCUAUCCUGAGCGGCUUAUCGACUGAACUGCUCGCUGACGUAUUUGCGGAUCGCCUCGUACAGAUAUUCCCGAAACGGGAUCAGCAUGGUCGUAGGAUUUUGUACAUGGAAAUGGGAGGCAAAUGGAACUGUUCCAAGAUAUCGUCGCUGAAACUGAUCCGCGCUACCAACAUGCUGAUGGAGGCGAUCGGUCGUGAGCCACGAACGCAGCUGCACGGCGUUGUGUUCAUCGUCAACUUUGACAAUCUUUCGUUCUCGCAUAUCGGACAAUUUGGGCCCAAAUUUGUCAAAACAAUCGUCGACUUUGGACAACGGAACUCACCGUAUCGUGUCAAAGGCAUUCACAUCAUCAACAAUGCACGGAUGUUCAACAUUCUGUUCAAGGUGUUCAAACCGUUCUUGGGCAAGAAGUGGAGCCAGCGAAUAUUCCUGCACGCAACCGACAAACAGUCGCUGCACCAACACAUCGAUCCAGCAUCGCUGCCCUCGUUCUUGGGUGGGACGUAUGAGCUGCCAGAGUACGAUGGAUCCGUCGUUGGUCAGUUGUUGGAUUGCUACAAAGAGAAAUCGGAAGAAUCGAACAAAUAUGGUUAUGCCGUGGAGGAGAAAUGAAUGCAUCGAUCGCAGUCCAAUCGCAGGUGUGGGGCACCUUCUUUCUACCAGCAUAAGGAUAUUUUAAUGUUGAUGAAACAAAUUGCUAGUGAAUCGUGUCUAACAUUUUUUUAACAUAAUUACUUCAUACUGUAGUGAUGCUUUCCAUUCGACCUUUACAUUUUGUGUUAAUUGGUAUAAUAAAUAAUUCUUACGAUUACGUUUCUAUUAUGA